AUCGACCAAGUCGGAGCGUACUUCAAAUCCCUCCUCGAGGAGUGGGAGCGCGAGCUCGAGGCGAAGCCGGAGGAGUGGAUCUACACGGAAGAGGCGAAGCUUCAAGUCGCGAACGUGCGUCUGUGCAGGAACCACAUGAAGCCGUUGUUCAAACGCAUCAAACGCCGGCAACUCCCCGGCGACAUCGAGCGCGCGCUUUUUCUCAUGGUCCAAGCGAUGAAGGCGCGGAACUACCGCCAGGCUGCGGACGUGUACGUCGGCGUCGCGAUCGGCAACGCGCCGUGGCCGAUCGGUGUCACGUCCGUCGGCAUCCACGAGCGCUCCGCGCGCGAGAAGAUCGGCGCGCAGUCGCAAGCGCACGCCAUGCACGACGAGGAGACGCGAAAGUACUUGCAGUCGGUGAAGCGUCUGAUCACGUUCGCGCAGCGGUCGUACCCCACGGUCCCGUCGCUGUCGCUGGACUUCAACUCC
Molecule: messenger RNA, 471 nt
Organism: Micromonas pusilla CCMP1545
Lineage: Eukaryota; Viridiplantae; Chlorophyta; Mamiellophyceae; Mamiellales; Mamiellaceae
Exons: 1
Biological process (GO): RNA splicing; generation of catalytic spliceosome for second transesterification step
Cellular component (GO): U5 snRNP; U4/U6 x U5 tri-snRNP complex; U2-type post-spliceosomal complex
Source: RefSeq, a predicted model, not a curated record